GGCCCAUGCUUACGUUAGCUUGCCAAGCCCACAUUUGACUGGCGAACCCGUCGCCUGGACAAGCAAGCGACGCCAAUCGCCAUGGCUGACGACGGAGCAGCCGCCGCCGGCGCAAACCUCUUUCCUCCCCCUCACCCUAUCCAUCCCGCGGAACCGAGCGAUCCGCUUCAUGAUGCCGCUUCCUUCACCCACACCCCGUUUUACUGUGAAGAAAAUGUGUACUUGCUAUGUAAGGAACUGAUUAGAGCUGGACUUGCUGAUCCUGCGGGCACUGACCUUUACGCUGUUUUCAUAUCAAAUGAGGAAAAGAAGGUUCCUCUUUGGUAUCAGAAAGCAAGUCGUACUAAUGAUGGAUUUGUCUUGUGGGAUUAUCAUGUAAUCUGUAUCCAGUCUAGGCGAAACAAAGGAGAAGUUCCCGAUCUUGUGUGGGAUGUGGACUCCAGUCUUCCUUUCCCUUGUCCAUUCAUCCAGUAUGUUUCUGAUGCUGUUAAACCGCUAUCAUUUGGUGACUCCAUCUAUAGAAGGCUUUUCCGUGUAGUUCACUGUCCAGUAUUUCUUCGGUCCUUUGCAUCAGAUAGAAGUCACAUGAAGGACCCCAUGGGGAAUUGGAUAGAGUUGCCCCCAAAAUACGAACCAAUUGUUGCGGAAGAUGGAAACACUAAUAACCUCAAUGAGUACAUCUCCGUGUCUAUGGAUGAUGUUGGGGACCUGGAAAAUAUGGUUAAUGACGUCUACUCCAACAAACAUGGUGUGGUGACAAAUGAAACUUCGCUGCCCAAGUUCUUCUCUCGGUUGCCUUAAUAGGAGCUCUACGAGUUAUCUUGAUUAUUGCCUUCUUUCCAACACUUGAGUUCCUGUAUUUUGUGAGAUCUUAUGAACGAUAUGUUAUGCAAGUGCUAUCUGGAGUUGUUAAUAAAUGGUAUUGCACUUGCCUAAUGAUGUCGCACCAGGCUAAACAGAUUGUUGCUGUAUGGAGUAGUUGUUUUCUUCUUGUUGUUUUAAUUAUUGAACACCAAGGAGCUGUAUCUGCUAAAUUAGUUGAUUGAGCUGUUUUAAUAUCUAA
Messenger RNA from Brachypodium distachyon (stiff brome), 1063 nucleotides. RefSeq names its product protein N-terminal glutamine amidohydrolase. Lineage: Eukaryota; Viridiplantae; Streptophyta; Magnoliopsida; Poales; Poaceae. Gene Ontology annotation, cellular component: cytosol; nucleus. The record is from RefSeq and is a predicted model, not a curated record. The transcript has 6 exons. Bases 82 to 801 code for a protein of 239 amino acids. Gene Ontology annotation, molecular function: protein-N-terminal asparagine amidohydrolase activity; protein-N-terminal glutamine amidohydrolase activity.